Echinostoma caproni is the source of this 858-nucleotide messenger RNA. NCBI's taxonomy places the organism in Eukaryota, Metazoa, Platyhelminthes, Trematoda, Plagiorchiida, Echinostomatidae. The record is from the annotation of a GenBank genome assembly.
AUGAUAGAUGCCCGACUGCGACCGGCUGAAGAACGGGCAGCUUCUCGUCUCCGAACUCGUCUUUUGGUUGGACGACCCAAAGGAGACAUCGGUUCCAACCAAAUUAGUCCAAUACAGCUCCUGCGUGAAUUUCAAACAUAUCAAGAAUUGAUUCGACGUCCGAUCGUAUCCCAACUGUUACAAGCCGAAAGAGAAACUGUGCUUGGUUACUUAGAGGCGUCCUUGAAAGAGUUUCGCGAAGAAUUUCUCAAAGGAAGUGGUGUUGUGCUAGAUCGGACACCUGGAUCAACGAGUUACAAUGAUCGAUCUGUCGGCAUGGUCACGGCAAAGAAUAUACCGGAAUCGGUCAAUCGAAUGCUAUGGGCUGGCCACAUGGAAUCACGUGUACAUGACGAUUUGCAACUUGUUGAAGCACUCCUAUCCGAUCUGGAUCGGUUUCGGUUGUAUAAGAAGGAUGCUAUGUCAUUGAUGGAAGAUAUUGCCACAUGGCGUCGUGAACAAUUCGAGACAUGGUCACGUGACAAUUUGGCUCGCUUAUCUGAGCAGAAACCGAAAGAUCAGCGAUUAGCUCUCGCUUUUGAGCCUUCUGGCCGACUGUUAUCGCUAUCCACUACAGAUGGUCGAUUAGAAGUUGGUUAUCCCGAAGGGUUAGUUCAAUUGCAACGCGAAGUGCGUUUACUCACUGGAUUGGGCUAUCCAGUGCCGAGUAAACUACUCAAAGCUGCCGAUCAAGGCGAAGCACUCUACCGAUACGCGAUUGUUCUGAAACAGCUUCGUCAUUCGAAUUACACCAACCUAGCAGACUUCGGUUCGAUACAGGUUUGGACAGCCACAAAUCGUGUAGUUUUAUGCGGUUAA